AUGUCCGGUCUUGAGAUCUCAUCCUAUCCCCUCCGUGCUCAUCCUGUUGCUAACGCGACCGGUCGCUUUUCCAGCUAUGUCUUCGCCAACUUCCAGAUUCAACUCCGUGCGAAAGCCGACCAGGUGACCGCGUCGAAAACCAUCCCCACCUUCCUCGCCCUGUACAGUUUUGGUUUCAUUUACGAGCUGGUGUUGGUGUAUGAUGCUUUGCGAAUGAAAAACACGAUUCAAGUUAUCGGCCUGUGUAUGUGCAAUGUUGGACUGUUGAUCUACGGAGCCGUGCAAGUGCAGCAGAUCAAAGAAGCCGUGGGAGUCUUGACCGACAACAACGCCAUCAACGAUGAUAUCUGGGGGGAAUCGGAACCGUUCCUGAUCAUCAUCCCCUGCGUGGUGGCGAUGGGAACCCUCUUGAUGACGAUCAUCGCCUGGAAACUCUACGAUGAAUUUGCGUGGUCCAUCUACAAGCACAUCAGCGCUGAUUUGCAGAUGAAGCGUCGAUAUCUCACUUACCAGGUUCGCUCCGCCCGAUAA
This is a messenger RNA of Aspergillus melleus, 531 nucleotides long. RefSeq lists its product as uncharacterized. The record is from RefSeq and is a predicted model, not a curated record. Gene Ontology annotation, cellular component: Golgi apparatus. The transcript has a single exon. NCBI's taxonomy places the organism in Eukaryota, Fungi, Ascomycota, Eurotiomycetes, Eurotiales, Aspergillaceae. Bases 1 to 531 code for a protein of 176 amino acids.